Nicrophorus vespilloides is the source of this 1327-nucleotide messenger RNA. RefSeq lists its product as uncharacterized. The coding region runs from base 68 to 934 and encodes 288 amino acids. The record is from RefSeq and is a predicted model, not a curated record. The transcript has 3 exons. NCBI's taxonomy places the organism in Eukaryota, Metazoa, Arthropoda, Insecta, Coleoptera, Silphidae.
AAAUGAAUCAGCUGAUCGGAACGGACCAUCUGUGGGCGUCGAAUCGAAGCGUCGUGGGCGUCGUGCGAUGGACGCAUACGUCGUGCCAAAGGAUGGAAAGAGAUGCGAGAUGGAUGAAGCGUGUGGCGUUGAGGUAGCUGCGCGAGGAUCGGACCCAGGCGGAGCGAGCGUCUGCAGGCAACGGCCCCCAAUCCUCCGCCGCCAGUCAGCUGUCAGUUUUGGGUGUACGAUGGCCGCUGGUUGUUGCGGGACGAAAAAGCAGAAACUUAACAACAUGAACAAUUCGAUCUGCGUCCCCUCGUGCAACGGUUCGAUCCUCACGAACGGGUGCUCCAAUGGCGUGGAGAUGGUGGCCCAGGCCGACAUGUGCUUCUUCUGCUUCGACGUCCUCUACAGCCAACUGUAUAACCUCGAACCACCGAAAACCCCGUCGUUCAGCAAUGACGCAUAUCCGCUGUUCGUCACCUGGAAGAUCGGAAAGGACAAGCGUCUGAGGGGCUGCAUCGGCACGUUCAACGCGAUGAACUUGCAGAUGGGUCUGCGGGAGUACGCGAUCACGAGCGCCUUCAAGGACUCCCGCUUCAAUCCGAUCACCAGGGACGAAUUCCCGAAGCUCAGCGUCUCCGUCUCCAUACUGAGGCACUUCGAGGAGGCGGGCGACUACCUGGACUGGGAGGUCGGCAUUCACGGCAUCCGCAUCGAGUUCAUUAACGAAAAGGGUAACAAACGCACUGCCACUUACCUGCCGGAGGUAGCCCCAGAGCAAGGUUGGGAUCAAAUACAGACUAUAGACUCGCUCCUACGCAAGGGCGGCUACAAGGCCAUGAUCUCCGCCGAGAUGAGGAAGAGCAUCAAGCUGACGCGCUAUCAGAGCGAGAAGAUUACCAUCUCUUAUCAGGACUACAUGAACCACUGGAACAGCCAGCGUUGCUAGCAACUAAUGUGGGGGCGCAGACCGCCUCCACGUCAUGCCCAUCACAACAAUCAUCCUCCUCCUCCUCCUCUUCAACAUCUACAUCAUCAGCAGCAGCAACAUCAACACGCUCCGCCGCCCUUCUUGACGAUGCGCCCUCCGCCCACCACCUACACGAAUCCGGCCUACGUGCAGCAGCCGCCGCCGUACGUACCGGCCCCGCUCUGGUGGAACUGCUAUCCAGGACCAUCCUAUCAGCAAGAGUUCCCGCUCUUACCUCCGCCCGAGAUGAACGGAUUCCAUUCGCCGCCGUUCAGGAAACGUAAAUAGGUCUCACACUGUCUUCAUCACCUAUCAAUUAAUUUUCUGGCGCGCCAACCACAAAAUGAAGCAUUUAAAUUUCUAAAAAAAAAA